Molecule: messenger RNA, 2314 nt
Organism: Pteropus alecto (black flying fox)
Lineage: Eukaryota; Metazoa; Chordata; Mammalia; Chiroptera; Pteropodidae
Gene: CWH43
Product: cell wall biogenesis 43 C-terminal homolog
Exons: 16
Coding region: 34-2130 (698 amino acids)
Biological process (GO): GPI anchor biosynthetic process
Cellular component (GO): endoplasmic reticulum
Source: RefSeq, a predicted model, not a curated record
CUUUCCUAGAAAGCGCCGCUCCACGCCGCGGCCAUGCGCUCUCUGUGGAGAGAAAUCCUCUUGGAGACCCUCCUGGGAUACGUUUCUUGGUCUCUCUGUCAUGGCCUGGCCCCGAUGAUUUAUUACUUUCCUCUGCAAACACUAGAACUCACUGGGCUUGAAGGUUUUGGCAUAGCGUUUCUUUCUCCAAUAUUCCUAACAAUUACUCCUUUCUGGAAAUUGGUUAACAAGAAGUGGAUGCUAACCCUGCUACGGAUGAUUACUGUUGGCAGCAUAGCCUCCUUCCAGGCUCCAAAUGCCAAACUUCGGGUAAUGGUCCUUGCACUUGGUGUGUCUUCUUCGCUGAUAGUGCAAGCCGUGACAUGGUGGACAGGAAGUGGUUUGCAAAGGUACCUCAGAAUCUGGGGAUUCAUUUUAGGACAGAUUCUUCUUGUUGUUCUCCGCAUAUGGUACACUUCACUAAACCCAAUCUGGAGUUAUCAGAUGUCCAAUAGAGUGAUACUGACGUUGAGUGUCAUAGCCACACUUGAUCGCAUUUCUGCAGAUGGCGACUGCAAUAAACCUGAGGAAAGAAGGACCAGGGAGGCAGCGAAGGGGAUAGCCUGUAGACCACAUUGGUUGUUGGCAGGGGCUGCCUUUGGCAGUCUCAUGUUCCUCACCCACUGGAUUUUUGGAGAGGUAUCUCUGGUUUCCAGAUGGGCAGUGAAUGGGCAUCCCAAUCCAGGACCAGAUCCUAACCCAUUUGGAGGUGCAGUUCUGCUGGGUUUGGUGAGCGGAUUGAUGCUUUCAACUUGCUCAUGGUUUCCUGGUACUAGUUUAAUCUGGUGGGUUACAGGAGCGGCUGCGGCUGCGGGUCUCUUGUACCUGCCCACGUGGGGAGCCGCUGUUUCUGGCUGUGUACUCGCCAUCUUCACAGCAUCCAUGUGGCCUCAAGUGCUUGGACAUCUUAUUAGCUCAGGGUCAAGCCCUGGGAAAACCAUGACCAUUGCAAUGAUAUUUUAUCUUCUAGAUACAUUUUUCUGUGCAUGGUGCACAGCUUUUAAAUUUGUCCCAGGAGGUGUCUAUGCUAGAGAAAGAUCUGAUGUGCUUUUGGGGACAGUGAUGCUAAUUAUUGGGCUGAAUAUGCUAUUUGGUCCUAAGAAAAGCCUCGACUUUCUUCAAACAAAAAAUGGCCCUAAAGUGCUUUUCAGAAAGAGUGAAAAAUACAUGAAAAUUUUUUUGUGGCUGCUUGUUGGUGUAGGGUUAUUAGGAUUAGGACUACGGCAUAAAACCUAUGAGAGGAAAUUGGGCAAAAGGGCACCAGCCACAGAGGUCUCUGCCGCCAUCUGGCCUUUCAGGUUUGGCUACGACAAUGAAGGCUGGUGUAGUCUAGAAAGGUCAGCUCAACUGCUCAGUCAAACAGGGGCAGAUUUCAUAACGAUUUUGGAGAGUGAUGCUUCUAAGCCUUUUAUCGGGAACAAUGACUUAGCCAUGUGGCUGGGGGAGAGGUUGGGCUUCUAUACUGACUUUGGUCCAAGCACAAGGGAUCACACUUGGGGGAUUAUGGUUUUGUCAAGAUAUCCCAUUGUGAAAUCGGAGCAUCACCUUCUUCCGUCACCAGAGGGCGAGAUUGCACCAGCCAUAACACUGACUGUCAACAUCUCCAACAAAUGGGUGGAUUUUGUUGUGACACACUUUGGGAAUCAUGAAGAUGACCUAGACAGAAAACUUCAGGCUAUUGCUGUUUCAAAACUACUGAAAAGUAGCUCUAAUCAAGUGAUAUUUCUGGGAUAUAUCACUUCAGCACCUGGUUCCAGAGAUUAUCGACAGCUCAUUGAACAUGGCAAUGUGAAGGAUAUUGACAGCACAGAUCAAGACAGAUGGUGUGAAUACAUUAUGUAUCGAGGGCUGAUCAGAUUGGGUUAUGCAAGGAUCUCCCAUGCUGAACUGAGUGACUCUGAAAUUCAGAUGGCCAAAUUUAGAAUCCCUGAUGAUCCCAUUAAUUAUAGAGACAACCAGAAAGUAGUCACGGACCACAGGGAAGUUCCUGAGAAAAUUCACUUCAAUCCCAGAUUUGGAUCCUACAAAGAAGGACACAAUUAUGAGAACAACCAUCAUUUUCAUAUGAGUACUCCCAAAUACUUUUUAUGAACUGUUUAAAACAAGAAUUCAUUGACUGUGCGAGUCUAAGGAAAACAAAAGUAUAUAAAAUAAAAUGAAGAGAUGAACGAAAGUGAGAAGCUACAAAGAGCCUUAAUUUUGAAAAAGUAUGGUAUCUAUGCAGUGGGAAAUUCUAUCAAUAUAUAAAACAUACUGCUUAAUGAAGGCAUUUUUC